Messenger RNA from Vicugna pacos (alpaca), 1390 nucleotides. The record is from RefSeq and is a predicted model, not a curated record. Lineage: Eukaryota; Metazoa; Chordata; Mammalia; Artiodactyla; Camelidae.
GAGACGUGGCAGCGGAGGGAUAAUCGGAGCGUUCUGAGCUGGAGUGAGCUGAGCGAGAGCUCGGCUGAGCGCGGUCUGACCUUCCGCACCUCGCACCAGCCCUCGCGCCCGUGGGGCCGGUGCCGCCUCGGAUUAGUAAUACGGAGAGUUGGGUGUGUGGAGAGAGUGGGGGUCGACUAUGGGGCUUUGCAAGUGCCCCAAGAGGAAGGUGACCAACCUAUUCUGCUUCGAACACCGGGUCAACGUCUGCGAGCACUGCCUAGUAGCCAAUCACGCCAAGUGCAUCGUCCAGUCCUAUCUGCAGUGGCUCCAAGAUAGCGACUACAACCCCAAUUGCCGCCUAUGCAACAUACCCCUGGCCACGCGGGAGACCACCCGCCUCGUCUGUUAUGAUCUCUUCCACUGGGCCUGCCUCAAUGAACGUGCCUCCCAGCUACCCCGAAACACAGCACCUGCUGGCUACCAGUGCCCCAGCUGCAGUGGUCCCAUCUUCCCUCCAGCCAACCUGGCUGGCCCUGUGGCCUCUGCACUGAGAGAGAAGCUGGCCACGGUCAACUGGGCCCGGGCAGGACUGGGCCUUCCUAUGAUUGAUGAGGUGGUGAGCCCAGAGCCCGAGCCCCUAAACACUUCCGACUUCUCCGACUGGUCCAGCUUUAAUGCCAGUGGGAGCCCCGAACAGGAGGCAGUAGCCAGCACUUCUGCUGCCCCGACCUUCUACAGCCAAGUUCCCCGGCCUCCUACUUCCCCGAGCCGGCCUGAGCAGCACACGGUGAUCCACAUGGGCAGUCCUGAGCCUUUGACUCACGCCUCAGCCCCAAGGAAGGUGUAUGACACGCGGGAUGAUGACCGGGCAUCGGGCCUCCAUGGGGACUGUGAUGAUGACAAGUACCGUCGCCGGCCUGCCCUGGGCUGGCUGGCCCAGCUGCUCAGGAGCCGGGCUGGGUCUCGUAAGCGGCCGCUGACCCUGCUCCAGCGGGCGGGGCUGCUGCUGCUGCUGGGGCUGCUGGGCUUCCUGGCCCUCCUUGCCCUCAUGUCUCGCCUGGGCCGGGCCGCAGCUGACAGUGAUCCCAACCUGGACCCGCUCAUGAACCCUCACAUCCGUGUGGGUCCCUCCUGAGCCCUUGCUUAUGGCUGGUCCAGUCUAGGACUUGGGGCUUAAGCAAGGGGGGAAGUCUGGGGCCCUUCUCUGCUCCUUUCCCUCAAGCCUGAGACACUAAGAUCCCAGGCCCAAAGCCAAGUCCACCAGGGUGGCUGCAGGCUUGGCCUGGGGUCCCUGCAGUUCAAGCGUUUGUCUUGAUCUGCUUCCCCUGGUUCUCCAGCCUUCCCCCCCGACCCCCCACCCAACAAAGGAACUGUCAGGUGGAAAUAAAUGACAGACUUUAUUAAAACA